AUGCAUGCCCUAUGGUGUUGCGGCCCCCGGAGACGCCGCGGCUCAGCUACCAACAAGAUCAGCUUUACUUCCAUAUUCAGAUCCUCAAAUGCUUCAGCUGUGGACACGAGAAAUUCUACUGGAUCGAAUAGGAAGUGCAAAGACGGGCAUCCAAGCGACCAGAUUUCUCCGUUUGAGGGCCCUGUAGAACUGUGCCGACUUGCUGGCACCAGCCCGAACCAUGGCGGUCUCACUCCCAGUACGCGAACAAGCACAUUUGAAGGGGUCAAGGCUAGAAUAAUAAAGCAUUUGUCGCAGGAUAGCGGGCCCAGACGACAUUCUCGAGUCUCCAUCGGACAUAGCGACGAGGAGUUAGCAAGACGAGCCGAGGUGAGGCGGCUGCGACAAAAGCGAAUUCAGGAUGAGCUCAACAAGGAUGAUGACAAUGAUGGCCAGAGUAAUGGGUCACAUCAGAGCGCCCUAUAUCUCUCCACGCUGAUUGAUAUGGGCAGUCCAUGUAGUGGCCCGAGGGACACACUUGAGUUCUCAUUUGAUGACUGCGCGCUGCCCUCUCAUCCUACUUCAUCGGAACUUUCCUGCAACCAGUGUGCUUCGCCUAAUCAAGAAAAUCGCCAACAAGACGCAGCUAAUGAUGCACCAUCUACCGGUCGCGAAUGUGACACCCCGCUUGAUACACAGUCCAAUGCGGGCGAAAUGUUUUGUCAUUCUCGCCCUAUUCGCGGUCCGCUGCCAGAGAGGAGAUGCGUCUCUAUGGUUUCAAUAUCCCCUCGGCCAUCUAGUUGCCAGCCUGGCUCUCCUCGUCUUGACAGAAUCAUUGGUCCGGACAAUGAAUUCAAUAUUCGGCAUGGAUCCCAUGCCUGGGAUGACCAAUCUGCACUGGGUAUAUGGCUAAUUGCCCAAGGCAUGAAACCAGCCGGCAACCACGUACCUCAAUCCGAGAAUACACCCAGAGAUACAAAGUCCGCCCAAUACAACGUCUGCUUGCCAACUGAAGGGCCGAGUGGCGUCGAUACCAUACUGGAGUCAUCAUUUUCUAUCCUUGACAGAGUGAACACUGCUGGGUCUCCCCUUCCAAUCCACAUCGAAGAGACGCACGAGGGUCCAGUCCAUCCCGCAUCUGUGAAUUCGGAAGAAUCAGACACAGAUGAACUGCCAGGUUCGGAAACUGGUACCAAGUUAAGCGCCAAAUCCCUGGAUUCAAAUCCGGCAGUCAACAAUGGGUCCUCGAAUUACCAAUCUAAAUUGCCUAGUUUUGAUCCUAGUCCGUCGGGAUCGGGAUCAGAAUCACACGGAUACGUGCUCAGCCAGAGAGAUUUGGAUAACCUUGAGCUUUCACCUGUUCAUUGUAUGUUGAAGAUUAAACACUGGCAGGAUUCUGACUGA
Molecule: messenger RNA, 1383 nt
Organism: Metarhizium album ARSEF 1941
Lineage: Eukaryota; Fungi; Ascomycota; Sordariomycetes; Hypocreales; Clavicipitaceae
Exons: 1
Coding region: 1-1383 (460 amino acids)
Source: RefSeq, a predicted model, not a curated record